GCCUGCGCCUUCCGGCGGGGCGGGGCAGGGCCCGGGAAGGUGACCCGGCGGCCGGCUGCGCGCCCCGGCUCAGCCAGCAUGCCGGCGCUGCAGAGCCCGGCCGCUCUUGCGACACUGGUGAGCGGAGCCUGCGCGAGGGCGGCGGGCUGCUGGGUAAGGAGUUCUUCAGGUACCUCUUCGUCCCCUUCCCAGCCAGCAAUUGCAGCCAAACACCCAUACCAAGUGGACUUGAAGGCAGGAAAGCUUUAUGCUUGGUGCGCCUGUGGCCACAGCAAGAAACAGCCUUUCUGUGAUGGAUCCCAUAAAACUGCAACCCCAGAUCUCUCUCCCCUGAGGUUCCGGCUGGAUGAGGCCAAGAGCGCCUGGCUGUGUGGGUGCAAACACACCAAAUCCCCUCCUUACUGCGACGGCACCCACAAGGAGGAGUUCGUUCAGAAAGCAAAGCUCCCUGGGCAGCCUUGAUGGGGGGCUUCCUAUCCUGACACCAGCGGGGGGACCUUGCAGCUUGUUUCGAGGGGUGGGGGGCUGCAGGAAUGGGAAGAUGUUCAGGCUUUCAGUGUUUUCCGGUGUAUUGGAUCAAGUUGUCCGAACAGCUCCAGGUUCCAUUCUUAUUUCCCUGUACAUGAAGUUCUGUACAGACCAGGCCAAACACACACAUGGGCACCAGGGUGGUGGCUUCUUCCAGCUGCUGAGAAGGAUCAAAUAAAAGCGACAAGGCCUUUUUCACGUUGCUGGCACAAAGAGAAAGAUGGGUUUGGUCUGCAUUGUUGCAUCUCGGUGUUAUAAAAUAAAUCCCAGCAUUACAAGAACAGAGCCGACUGGGUGGCUAAUAAAUAGGUUCUCUGCAAAGAAACUUCUAGCCCAUGGGAGCAAAUGGGAUCCCAAUGCACAAAUGUUGUAGGAGGAAAACUGCAUGUCAUGAUCUAUCGCCGGUUCCUCUGGGCUGUCCCUGCCACCUUUGUAAACCAUAAAAAAAUGAGGAACUUUGUUGGCUGCAGAUUAGAAAGCCUGCCGCUCAUAUGAGCCCAGCUGUUCCCGUUUGCCUUGUCCCCAGCCUGAUUGUAGCUGGAGCCUGUUUCUUGGGUGACUUUGUUUUCAGUUCAGGCUGGAGAUUUCCCACCGCCCCCCACCCCCCCCGACCUCAAUUGAAUUAUUCCUCGGUGAGCUGACACUUGAUGACUCGUGGAAGUAAAGUGAAGCACAUACCCAAGUGGUUGCAGGAUCAGGGCCCAAUUGUUUAAAUUAAAGGUGGCCUGCAAAGGGGAAAAUAGGCUUGUUGUGGUUUUUCUUCUUUAUGAUCGAUAAAAAGAACCUGAAGAAUUGGGAGGUUUGGGCUUUGAAAAGCUGGGGGGGGGGGUCUUUUCUGCUUGCCUCUUUCCUCAGGGAUGUCAAGUUUUGUGUAGUUCUCUGUUUCUGGUGGAGGAGUCCCUGGAGGACUCAAAGCUGCAAAUUGAAAAUUUUCUCAGCCCUCCAACAGAAGGAGUGUCAAAGCCUUUCAAAGAGAUUUUAUUUGUGAACUCCUUUUCACUCAAAACUUCGAAAACCCCACCGUUUUAAGCAGUUGAAAUGAAAACCAUCAUGACUUCCCUUCUGAAUGAAAUGACGUGUCACUUCCUUGCUGUCUGCCGUAAACCUCCAAGUUCAAGUUUUCCAUAGACUCUCCCAGAAAAGACAAGAUCUGAAUUUCUAAGGCCUUGUCUACACACGCCCAAGUUGUAUCAGUUUAACUAUAUGGGUGGAUCCAUUUAUACUGGUAUAAAGGUGCGUAUAUUGGGAUAACUAUUCGCAUAUGGGUUGGGGAAUAAGUUAUAUUUGUGCAAGGCACUUUUGUAUACCAGUGUAACUGCUAGGGAUUGUAUUGGUGUAACUUUAACGGUUAAACAAAAUCACACCCUUCAGUGUAUCUAGUUAUACAGGUGCAAAAUCUGUGCGUAGCCGAGGCCUUAAUAUAUAAAAAAACAAGCAGAAGAAAAAGUAGCAAAAAAGCAACUUUUCAGGCCUUCUUAACUCAUAAUCAAGAAGCAAAAAACCACAUUUCUUUUUCUUUCCAGGUCUUUUUUUAACAGUCAAGUUGCUCUUUCCUCUCCUGUCUUUGUUCUCACAAAGGGUUUCUUACAGGGCAGUUUUUUAACACGAUGGGGAGACCUGUAACUGACAAACCGCAACGUUUUUGUUGACCUCUGUUUAGACGACAGGUAAAAUUUUCAAAAAUGCCUACGUCAUUGGAAUUCAGUGGGACUUAGGUGCAGACCGUCAAAGGUAUUUAGGCACCUACCUCCCAUUGAGAUCAGUGGGAGUUAGGCAUUUAAACACCUUUGGAGAAUCUGGCCCUUAAGUGCCUUAUUGCUGAUCUACACAGAAAGUUGUACCAGUUUGACAAAAGGUAUGAUUUAAACUAGCGCUGUUUUGUUUGUGGAACAAACUGGUUUAUGUUGCUUUAGCUUGUGCAUACUUAAAACGUGAUGAGAGUGUCCACACACCAAAUUGCAUCGGUUUCAUUAGAGCAGUAUAAAAGUUAAACCGAUGCUGCUUGUGUGUCUGUGUGUGUGGACGAGGGCUAAGUCCCUGAGGCGCUUUUAAACCUUUAACCCUGCAAGCCUGGUUCUCUGCUACACCCUCAUUUACACCAGUGCAAAACAAGCGAUCCUAGUGACAUGGUUGGAAACCAGAUCAGAAUGGCCAUGUUUUACACUGGCUUUAUACUAGUGUGAAUGAUGGUAUGAAUCGCCAGGGCCAUGGAAAAUUAGACCCUUCUUAAUUAGCCAAACAUUCAGAAUGGAAGAUGUGCUCGGUACAUCUGAAUGGCAUGGUUUUCUAUGAGUCGGUUUAUCUGGAAACCAGAGGAAGUUAUUUCUGCCAGUGCACAAGGGCAAUUGCUCCUGUAACAGACUGCCAUUACGGGGGAGUUCUUUGCACAAACCCCAGAGACUUCGAGAUGCUGCCAUAAUAAUAAACCAAACCCAGUUGUCAUGCAGAGACGCAACUUGUUCUUGUACCAUAGCAUCAGCCCUAACAACUCAGUGGUCGGGGCUUCAGGAGAUUGCAAGGGACCCCUCUUUCUCUUGAAUGGUUGUUUUGAUUAUGAAAUGGUUAAUAAAAUAUUAAGAUCCA
Caretta caretta (loggerhead turtle) is the source of this 3111-nucleotide messenger RNA. RefSeq names its product CDGSH iron sulfur domain 3 (gene CISD3). Gene Ontology annotation, cellular component: mitochondrion. Gene Ontology annotation, molecular function: 2 iron, 2 sulfur cluster binding. The record is from RefSeq and is a predicted model, not a curated record. NCBI's taxonomy places the organism in Eukaryota, Metazoa, Chordata, Testudines, Cheloniidae.